CAGCCCAACAGUCUCUCUGUCUGUCCUCCUGCCUCUCUUACACACACACACACAGGCACACACCCAGCCUGAGCGCGUGUGUGCGUCGUGGAGAGGCGUCCCCGGGAAUACAUGACUCACGGCAGAGUGACUUAACCAGAACGGCGGCCAGCAGACUCCGAUCACAUCUCCCAUCACAGCGCUGCACCUCACCACAGACCACCAGGAUGGGGGAGGAUGACUACCAGGUCUUCCCCGACGGCCACAACGGCAGCUUCAACGACAGCUACGACUACUACGACUACGAGCAGCACUCGGUGUGCGACAAGGCGUCGGUGCGCUCCUUCGCCGCCGUCUUCCUGCCGCUGGUGUACGGCCUGACGCUGGUGCUGGGCCUGGCGGGGAACUCCCUGGUGGUGCUGGUGUACAGCGGGCGCGGCGGGGGCCACCUGCGCACCCUGACCGACGUCUGCCUCCUCAACCUGGCCGCCGCCGACCUCCUGCUGCUCGUCACGCUGCCCCUCUGGGCCGCCGCCGCCGCCACCCAGGGCUGGCACCUGGGCGCGGCGCUGUGCAAGCUCACCGCCUACCUGUACAGCGCCACCUUCAGCUGCAGCAUGUUCCUGCUGGCCUGCGUCAGCGCCGACCGCUACCUGGCCGUGGCCCGGCCCGCGGCAGGCCGGCGGUGCGCGGGGGGCUGCCGCGGACGGGUGCUGGUCAGCGUGGGGGUGUGGGUGUCGGCGUGCGUCCUGGGUCUCCCCGACCUGCUGUUCUCCCACGUCAGGCCGGCGUCCCACGGCGGGCUGGCCUGCGUCACGGUCCUGCCCCGCGGCAUGACCCGGCGCGCCAUGGUGGCGCUGGAGCUGCUGGAGGUGGCGCUGCGCUUCCUGCUGCCGCUCGGCAUCAUGGGGGUCUGCUACGGCCUGGUGUGGCGCGCGCUGAGCCGCGCGGCCGGACUCAGACGGGACAGGAAGUGGCGAGCGCUGCGCGUCCUGUUGGCCGUGGUGCUGGUCUUCCUGCUGACCCAGCUGCCCUACAACGUGGUGAAGCUGACCCGCGCGCUGGACUCCGCCUACGCCCUCGUCACGGACUGCGAGGUCAGCAAGUCGCUGGACCGCGCCAUGCAGGUGACCGAGAGCCUGGCCCUCAGCCACGCCUGCAUCAACCCCCUCCUCUACGCCUUCGUGGGCUCCGCCUUCAGGGGCCGCGUGCUGAGGGCGGCCAAGGAUCUGAGCGAGAGGCUGGGGCGUCGCGGGGCCCGCCGCCGGCAGGAGCCAGCGGUGGAGAUGUCGCUGCGGGGGCCAGAUCAGACGCACUCUCACUCGGGGUCGGAUCAGGAGGACACGAGCACCUUCACCAUCUAACCAUCUGCUCUGUAUAUAUGUACUCUAUACAUCUUCACCGUCUUAGAAAGUACUAGAUCUACUGUACUUCAGGUAUGAAUCAGGUCCAUCCGUAUGAAUUGGCAGUACAGAAACACCUGGUUCAGUAUACACAGCUUAAUCUUCUUUGUUGCAAUUACCUUCACCAUCUUAGAGCCUGCUAGAUAUGUCUGUAAAUCUCACCAUCUUGCUAGCUACUCAAGCGGUACAGUACAUGCCUAUGAUCAACACCGGUCAACUUUGGUGGUAGGUUUCGUUAUGUGUUGUAAGCGGACAUGUUGGGAAGGUCAUUCCGAGGCCCGGGGACCGGACACGUCGGGAAGGUCGUCCCUCGGCGAGGAGAGCGGGCAUGUUGGGAAGGUCAUUGCACAGCCAGGAGACCGGAUAUGUUCGGAAAGUCAUCCCAGGGCUAAGGAGACCAGACAUGUUGGAAAGAUCAUAGCACAGCAAGACACUGUUCCUCUCUUCCUGCUCUGCCCUAUCCCAUCCUGUCUGCACCACUAACCUCCUCCCAAGGUGAUUAACUCUGAAUGGAAGUAUUCAGCCAUCCCACAUCACAGCCAGGUGGCUAGUCUGAGGAAACACCAGCUUCCUCUAUACAGGGUCAGGGUUUGUUUUGACUGGACUCUUCCCAGAUGCUCAAAGAAAUAACAGAAUGCUGAUCUGGUAUCUGGUGGAGAUGAUAACAGGAAGGAACGUUGUAGAGACAUGUUUCCAUCGCAGUCAGGGCCCACGUAUACAGUUCCCAGCCUCUACGCCAGAACUACAGCAAACUCAUCGUUUCAGCUGUUCCCUGGUGAUCCGAGACAUGUCAGUGUUUAACUCUCCAUCUAUUUUACUCAUUCUUAUUCUGUUAAUUCUUCUGAGACGUCCACAUUUUUGAUGCCGUUUGCAUGUGUAUUAAUAUUAAAAAUAACUAAUAUAUCGAA
Messenger RNA from Gadus morhua (Atlantic cod), 2290 nucleotides. RefSeq names its product atypical chemokine receptor 4b (gene ackr4b). Gene Ontology annotation, molecular function: scavenger receptor activity; C-C chemokine binding; C-C chemokine receptor activity. The record is from RefSeq and is a predicted model, not a curated record. Gene Ontology annotation, cellular component: external side of plasma membrane; membrane. Gene Ontology annotation, biological process: positive regulation of cytosolic calcium ion concentration; immune response; cell chemotaxis. The transcript is spliced from 2 exons. The coding region runs from base 207 to 1343 and encodes 378 amino acids. NCBI's taxonomy places the organism in Eukaryota, Metazoa, Chordata, Actinopteri, Gadiformes, Gadidae.